AAGUUUGUUAUCAUGGGUGACGUGUAGGCAUUACUAAUCUACUAUUGAUGUGCUUGUCGAUAGCUUAUAAGAGUAAGCAGGAUGCAUACACAUACAGUGGGGUGUGCUUGUAGGUUUGAGGGAAGAAAAUAGAGGGAAAAGGAAUGGCUGCUACCAUCCCCUCCACCUUCCUCUCUGCUUCUCUACUUCUCCUCUGCCUUCUCUCUGCCUCGAGGAAGGGCUGUGUCGCCUUUGAGCAACAAGAAUUAGCAGCUGAGACCCACCACCAUACUCUCCUCGUCAGCUCUCUUCUUCCUUCAUCUGUCUGCAAUUCUUCCAAAGCUAAAUAUAGCCAUAAUCCCUGCUUCAUGACCGCGGAUUGGCCUUUUGGGGAUUGUUUCUACAGGCAAAAGGUCCUCCUCCAUGACCAAGCUCGGGUCAACUCAAUUCACUCAAGAUUCGCCAACACGGUUAACAACGUGAAAGAGAAAGCUGCCACCAGCAUUCCGGCCAUGUCCGGAAGUGUUAUCGGAUCGGCAAGUUACAUCGUCACGGUGGGUCUCGGCACCCCAAAAAAAGACCUUUCCCUAGUAUUCGACACUGGAAGUGACCUCACCUGGACUCAAUGCCAACCUUGCGUAGGAUAUUGUUAUCAGCAGAAAGAACCCAUAUUCGAUCCUACUCAGUCUAAAUCAUAUCUCAACAUUUCUUGUUCUUCCUCGAUUUGUGGUUCUCUGUAUUCUGCAACAGGCGGGAAUCGACCGGGUUGUUCGUCUUCAACCUGUGUCUAUAAAAUAGGAUACGGUGACAAGUCUUUCUCAGUCGGGUUCUUCGGCACAGAACGGCUGACCUUGACAUCGGCAGACAUUUUCGACAAUUUCCUAUUCGGAUGUGGCGAAAACAACCAGGGGCUUUUUAGAGGCGCCGCCGGAUUACUUGGGCUGGGCCGUAAUGAACUAUCCUUGCCAUCACAGAUAGCCCAGAAAUACAACAAGGUUUUCUCCUAUUGCUUGCCAUCCUCCGCCCGCUCCACCGGUUACCUCUCCUUCGGCAACAGUGGCUUUUCGAAUUCCGUAAAAUUCACUCCUUUAGUCACUCUCUCCGGGGGUCCAUCAUUCUACGGCCUCGGUAUCACCGAAAUUAGCGUCGAUGGGAAGAGAUUGUCUAUCUCCUCGUCGGUGUUCACGACGGCUGGCACAAUCAUCGACUCCGGAACCGACAUCACCCGCCUCCCACCCACGGCGUACUCCGCUCUAAGAACCGCUUUCCGUCAAGGAAUGUCCAAGUACCCAAUGGGGAAGCAAAUACAAAUCCUCGACACGUGUUACGACCUUAGCAGUUACAAUUCCGUCAGCAUACCCAAUAUAAGCAUUUCCUUCAGUGGCGGGGUUGAGGUGGAGAUAGCCCCAGCCGGAAUCUUGUACGUCAUUAGCCCGUCACAAGUGUGCCUGGCAUUCGCCGGAAACAAUGAUGACUCCGAAGUGGGUAUUUUAGGAAACGUGCAACAGAGAACAUUGCAAGUGGUGUACGAUGGCGCCAAUGGACGGUUGGGGUUCGCCGCCGACGGAUGUAGCUGAGGAAAUUCCGACAAACGAAGAGAAUCUUCGAGUUAAUGCCCUUGAGUCUUGAUAAUAGUAACAAAAAAUUGCUUUGGAUUAAAGUUUGAUGUUUAUGAAUAAGAUCUGCUUGGUUUCUUUCUUGCAAGUUUGUGCUGUUUUUAUUUUAAAAUAAUAAUUAUUUUUUUACUUU
Molecule: messenger RNA, 1728 nt
Organism: Rubroshorea leprosula
Lineage: Eukaryota; Viridiplantae; Streptophyta; Magnoliopsida; Malvales; Dipterocarpaceae
Source: the annotation of a GenBank genome assembly